AUGAACUUUCUGGGUUUUUUUUCAUCAUCCACCAAACAAUAAUCAAAAUUAUAGAAGAUAAAAGUAUGUGUAAACUCUGAAUUUAGAUCUAUAAAGAUGAAUAAUGUUCAAAUUAUUUCUAAAACUUAAACAUUGAAGAUAAUACUUAAUGCUAAAAAAUUUUAGAUCAGAUUGAUAUUUAAAAUCAACUUGGAGAUGAUGUUAUAAUUAUAAUAUCUUUAGGUGAGGAAAGUGCUUCUUCUAUUUACUUGUCAGAAGGAUAAAAAGUGCAUUUCGCAGAGAAUUAUAAAUAAAUAGGAGCAAAUAGCUAAAAUUUUACAAAAUGCACCAUAAAACUUAGAGCUUUACAUAAUUUAUUAAGAAAUCAAGCUUUAAAAAUUGCAAGAAACUCAAUCUUAUCAUCAAAAAAUUUGGAAUCAUAUUAAUAUAAGUAGAAAAUAAUUGAUAUUUUUUAAGAUUCUAAGGAUCAUUCAUUUAGAUAAGGGACUCUAUUGAAAAAAAGCAAAACUGGACAAUUUAGAGAGAGACUCUUCAAACUAUAAAAAGACACCUUAAUUUAUGAAAAGUAUGAGAAACAUGAAAAAAAUAAAACAAAACAAAGUUGUAUCUCCCUUGAUUCUAUGUAAAUUGAAAAACAACCAGAUAAAAAUUUAACAUUUUUAAUAAAAUGUGAUUAAAAGAUUUAUUAAAUUAAAGCCUAAAGUAGAACUGAUUUUGAUGGAUGGUAGGUAGAAUUCAUAACGAAUAUGUAGGUUAUAUUCAUUGCAUAAUUAAAUUAUGAAGUGGAAAGAAGUGAAACUACUAUUAGAUUACGAUAAGAAAAUUGAGUAAUGUGCCUAUUCCAAAGUUGAAAAAUUGAAAACCCUUCCUACCCAAUUCAAAUCGAUAAAGUUUAUUGCUUAGAACAAUUCUUACAUUACAAAGUUUAAAUCAUGAAAAUUUUAGAUAAUUUUUAACCUAUUUGGAUGAUAAGAGAUCAUAAUUAGAAAAGAAGCUUUUCUAAUUUUUGUAGUAGAUUUAUGAGGGUGAAAUUUUGCCACAAGGUUCGAAAAGUUUAAAAUAAAUCAUUGAUAAGAGAGACUUAUUACAACAGGAGAUAUAAGAGAUGGUUAAAGAUGAUGACAGCUAUUCUAGAUUGGAAAAAAUGCAACAAAAUCAAAUGAAACAAGAAUUAACAAUACAUUUUGAUAAACAAAUUGUCCCAGAUUUUCUUUAACAAAGUAAUUAUAUAUCUUUAGUGACUAGUUAAUCAGUCUUAAAUAAUAUUAGAUUUUUCUAUUCAUUAGUUUAAAUAGUUCUAUGAAUUUCCAUUGUUUGAUUCAUCUGGUUUUUAUUAAGAUCCUACUGAUAGUUAGAUUCCGAAUUAAGAAUGA
This is a messenger RNA of Paramecium octaurelia, 1373 nucleotides long. The record is from the annotation of a GenBank genome assembly. Lineage: Eukaryota; Ciliophora; Oligohymenophorea; Peniculida; Parameciidae.